Messenger RNA from Pan troglodytes (chimpanzee), 831 nucleotides. RefSeq lists its product as uncharacterized. The record is from RefSeq and is a predicted model, not a curated record. The coding region runs from base 260 to 667 and encodes 135 amino acids. NCBI's taxonomy places the organism in Eukaryota, Metazoa, Chordata, Mammalia, Primates, Hominidae. The transcript is spliced from 3 exons.
GGUGAGCCCCCGCCCGCGCCCUGCCCGGGACGGCGGCGGGCGCUGCCAGCCCCGCUCCCCCGCACCCGGGGUCCGCAGGGUGCCUCGCCUCAACCCCUCACUUUUCACCGCGAACCCGUGACCCCCUCCUCCUUGCUUGCUCUCCGCCCCCACCCCGGCUAAGUGAAGCCGCCGCACUUUCCCAAGCCCGCAGGCGCCCCCCCCCAACACCAGCGCUGCACCCCCGACCCAUUCCCCGCGGCCCCCUCCAGAAGAAAAAAUGAAACCAGACUGGCCGAGGAGGGGGGCGGCAGGGACCAGGGUGCGGAGCAAAGGUGAGGGAGACGGGACUUACUUUGCGAGGCGCGGUGCAGGGCGCCGCCGACGAGAAAUAAAGGCCCCGAUACGGGCUGCCUGGAGUCCCCCGAGCGCAGCAAUGUCAGGGCUCCAGUCCGGGCGGCGUUGGCGGCCGCAGGGGACGGGGACGGGCGCGCGUGCGGCGGGCGCUCUCGCUGCGCUCCGGCUCGGGCCCCGGCUCCGCGCGGCUCCGCUCCUGGCUCCCCUCUGGCUCCUGGCACCAACUCCGGGCAGUCACAUGACGCCGGCGCCGCUCGCUCUGCGAGCCUCCCGGGGCUGGCGGGAGAAUAACUUGUCUGACUACCAGUAUUCUUGGAUGCAGAAGUGCUGAAGAUGAGCACACACACGUACGGAGAAUUUCUGGAGAAUUCAGCUGCUCAGAACAAGUUUCACUCUUGUUGCCCAGUCUGGAGUGCAACGGCGCGAUCUUGGCUUACUGCAACCACCUCCCAGGUUCAAAUGAUUCUCCUGCCUCAGCCUCCCGAGCAGCUGGGA